Hydractinia symbiolongicarpus is the source of this 888-nucleotide messenger RNA. RefSeq lists its product as uncharacterized. The coding region runs from base 461 to 769 and encodes 102 amino acids. The record is from RefSeq and is a predicted model, not a curated record. NCBI's taxonomy places the organism in Eukaryota, Metazoa, Cnidaria, Hydrozoa, Anthoathecata, Hydractiniidae. The transcript has 2 exons.
AUGAAUUCGUCUAUUUCAUUUAAAUUGUCAAAUAAACUAUCGUCUACCAGACGAAAACAAGGAGUAAUUGACAUUUUUCUACCACUUUAAAUUAACUUUCUUGUUUUGUUUUUGUUUUGAUGUCGGUUAAUACGGCGUCAUAUAGACUGGUCACGUGAAGAAAAAAAACCAAUCAAAUUUUCCGAGAACGUUCAAAUAAACGUAAACAUUCGAAAAUACUCAACAGUGGGGUAAUAACAAAUAAGAAAUUCGUAUACAUCCUAGUCCUUAGUAAAGAAUUGAGAAAUUAUAACCGAAUAAUUUGAUAUUCGCUAAUUCGAACAAAUAUUUUUAUGACUGCCCGCGUUCAAAUUAACUUGUACGUUUAUGUUGAUCUGAAGUGUUAGUAGCUUUAUCGGAAUGUGAAGUGUCCAAAAGAUUGAGAUGAUCCUAUUCUGUUUUUAGAUAUACUUAAGGAAGCAUGGUUGGAAACGGAGCUUUGUUGAUGACGAUAUACUUAAGGAAGCAUGGUUGGAAACGGAGCUUUGUUGAUGACGGUAGGUACUGGGCAUUGGAUUGUAUAAUGGCAUUUGGGACGGAUUAUGGCGGCGGUUCGGAGAGAAAUUGUGAAACAUUUCAUAAGUCACUUUUAUCUGUUUCUUUUGAGUUUUCGCAUUCAAUAGUGGUAUUGUCAUCACUUGCGAUUUCUCUUUCCAUUUGCCUAUUUUCUUCUUCAGUUGCGUUGGCCAGUUCCCAGGCAUUUUUCAAACUAAAAAAUAAUACAAAAUGACUACCUCGUCAUAACCGUAGAACGUCAAGAUUUGGGAUAUCUAAUCGGUAGGCUAGAUAAUCGAUGAACGCAAAAAGUGACCAAUUAAAAAAAUAUUAUCAAAAAUAAUUUACCUUGUU